CCAGUGUGAGCUCCGACUAGACCUGUCUUGCGACAGCGUGAGUCGCCACCAUGCGCUGCACCGCACUGCUCUUUGUCGCCCUCGCCGGGUCCGCCCUGGCAGGACCAACGGGCCAAAGAUCAACCUGCGCCCUGCACUGCAAUGACGCGGAAAGUUAUGCAUAUGAAAGCGGCAAAAGUUAUGUUUACGAAUACUCGGUGACGACCUCCACCGCCCUCCUGGAAACCUUUGAGGACGACGCCCACUUGCACAUCACCGCCAACGCCCACAUCGAUGUUUCUGCCCCCUGCGAGUACAUCCUCAAGUUGACCGACGUCAAUCUUGAUGGAUCGUCUCACGGACCAGAGUUCGCUGCUGCUGUUACCAAGUCUCCUUGCGCUUCUCCUUCCAAGAUGGCCAAGUGGAGAGUAUCUGCGGCGAAGCAUCUGAGCCGGCCUGGGUCCUUAACUUCAAGAGAGGUGUCCUUUCUACCUUCCAGAACUCCAUGGCCCAUCAGGGUGAUGAGGACAUUAAGGAGACAGACAUCUCUGGUGUUUGCAUGACUCACUACAAUGCUACAGUAGAGGGCAGCGUUGUCACCAUUGAUAAGGUCAAGGACUUAGCCACAUGUACUCAGCGACCUGACCUGACCUUCAUCCCCUCAACUGGAUACAUCAGUGACUCUCCAGUCCAGAGCCUCCCAAUCUUUAAAAGCUCAAGCAAGUGUCACCAAAGGGUAGAGGAAGGCCUUCUGAAGACGGCAGAAUGUGAGGAGACCCACGUGUUCCGUCCCUUCUCCAGCGAAAAGGGAGGAGCUGUUACAACUGCCAAGACUACCAUGAUUCUCAUGUCUCAGGAACGACUUACUCCUAUCACAGACUUUGACUUCAAGCGCAAUACACUGGCUUUCGAGCACACACUCGCACCAGAAGCUCAGCUUGAAGCAGUUGAGGAGAUCUUGAGCAAUCUGGAGAUUGCUUCCAACAAUGAAAUCCUUCCAGAGGUUCCUUCACUAUUUGCCAAACUCGUGUCAUCACUCAAGGAACUGGAUUACCCUCAGCUCAACACUGUUUACAACAAUGCUAAAGAAACUCACACACGGAAGUUCCUGGUUGACGCUAUGCCACUGGUGGGAACAGCUGCUUCUUUUGGUGUGGUCAGAGACAUGUUCCUCAAUGGGGACAUGACAGAAUCUGAGGCUGAUGUGUUCUUCACUUCACUGGCUUUCUUCAAGAACCCAACAGCAGAAAUGUUUACU
Messenger RNA from Penaeus vannamei (Pacific white shrimp), 1237 nucleotides. The record is from RefSeq and is a predicted model, not a curated record. NCBI's taxonomy places the organism in Eukaryota, Metazoa, Arthropoda, Malacostraca, Decapoda, Penaeidae.